Messenger RNA from Salvelinus sp. IW2-2015, 7600 nucleotides. NCBI's taxonomy places the organism in Eukaryota, Metazoa, Chordata, Actinopteri, Salmoniformes, Salmonidae. The record is from RefSeq and is a predicted model, not a curated record.
GGAAGCUUUGUCACUCACUCACGUCGCUGUGUUUUCAGGGAUUGUGGUGAUUGAAAGAGAUAGCCACUCGUGUUACUUAAUGUUCCUCGCCCUUUCCAGCUAUGAUCUGAGUGCCUCGGUUUAUGGAGACUUGUGUGCGUGUCAGAUGUUGGUGGCAGGGCGGAGAUGUUACAAAUGAGAAGCGGUAAAUUCGAGGAAAUAUACGGAUACGUCAAUAUGGCGACAGCUCCCUGCUCGUUUUGAAUCCACGACAAUUAAGCCCCCUGCCCUGGCGGAGCCCCAAGCUUCCCUGUGAAGGAGCACCAUGACAAGAUGGCACAGCUGCUUGUACCGCCCGGACCUGACAGCUUCUGCCGCUUCUGUCCCGACUCGCUUGCCGCCAUCGAAAGGCGCAUCACCGAGGAGGAGGCCCGGAAACCCCGCGUUGACCGCUGUAGCGACAGCAAUGACGACAACGAGCCCAAGCCCAACAGCGACCUGGAGGCGGGGAAGUCCCUCCCCUUCAUCUACGGGGACGUCCCACAAGGCUUUGUCUCCACCCCUCUGGAGGACCUGGACCCCUUCUACUCCAAUCAGAAGACAUUUAUAGUAUUGAAUCGCGGCAAGGCAAUCCGUUUCAACGCCACUCCUGCCUGUUACAUCCUAAGCCCCUUCAAUCCUCUACGGAGAAUAGCAAUUGCAGUUUUAGUACACUCGAUGUUCAGCAUGUUGAUCAUGUUCACCAUUCUGACCAACUGUGCUUUUAUGACUCUGAGCAACCCCCCGGACUGGGCCAAGAAUGUUGAGUACACAUUCACAGGGAUUUACACAUUCGAGUCUCUCAUUAAAAUCUUGGCGAGGGGGUUCUGUGUGGGGAAGUUCACCUUCCUCAGGGAUCCAUGGAACUGGUUGGACUUCAUGGUAAUCUCCAUGGCAUAUGUGACAGAGUUUGUGGACCUGGGUAAUGUCUCGGCCCUCAGAACCUUCAGGGUUCUCCGAGCCCUCAAAACUAUAUCAGUCAUCCCAGGACUAAAGACCAUCGUCGGCGCUCUGAUCCAGUCGGUCAAGAAGCUCUCCGARGUCAUGAUCCUCACCGUUUUCUGUCUCAGCGUCUUCGCCCUGAUUGGCCUGCAGCUCUUCAUGGGCAACCUGAGGCAGAAGUGUAUCCGCAACCUCGUCAAUGACACAACCCCCGACGACCGCCUGAACAGAACUCUGGGAACUCCAGACUUAAAUGGAACCGAUUUCAACGGAACCGAUUUCAACAUCACUAGCUCCGUGAACUGGACUGAGUACAUCAACAAUGAGAGUAAUUACUAUUACCUCCCCAACCGCAGGGACGCCCUCCUCUGUGGGAAUGGCAGUGGAGCCGGGUUGUGCCCAGAGGGAUUCACGUGCAUCAAGGCGGGCAGGAACCCAGACUACAACUACACAAGCUUCGACUCAUUUGGCUGGGCCUUCCUGUCCCUGUUCAGACUCAUGACCCAGGACUUCUGGGAAAACCUCUACCAACAGACCCUGCGAGCGGCGGGAAAGCCCUACAUGAUCUUCUUUGUGUUGGUGAUCUUCCUGGGUUCCUUCUACCUGGUCAACCUGAUCCUGGCUGUGGUGGCCAUGGCCUACGAUGAGCAGAACCAYGCCACSAUAGAGGAGGCAGCCCAGAAGGAGGAGGAGUUCCAGGCUAUGCUGGAGCAGCUCAAGAGACAGCAGGAGGAGGCAUUGGUUGCCGCGGCAGCAGCCACAGAGAGCCACGGAGAGUACAGCGAGAGAGGGGGGCCCUCCACAGAAGCCUCCUCAGGGACCUCCAAACUCAGCUCCAAGAGCGCCAAGGAGAGAAUGAACCAUCAGAAGAAGAGAAAAGAGAGGGGCGAGCACAAGAAGUUCCACAAGUCCGAGUCGGAGGACAGUACCAAGAGGUUAAGCUUCCGGUUUUCGAUAGAUGCCAACCGGCUGUCCUACGAGAAGAGAUGCUCCUCACCCAACCAGUCUCUCCUCAGUAUCCGCGGCUCCCUCUUCUCCCCGAGGAGGAACAGCCGAGCUAGCCUGUUUAGCUUCCGAGGCCGCGCCCGCGAUGUGGUCUCCGAUAACGACUUCGCCGAUGACGAGCAAAGCACGUUCGAGGACACCGACAGCCGCCGCGGCUCCCUGUUCGUGCCUUGCCGUAUCGAGCGCCGCUCCAGCACGGUCAGUCAGACUAGCCUGGCCCCUCAGCGCGUCCUGCUGCCCUCCAACGGCAAGAUGCACUGCACCGUGGACUGUAACGGCGUCGUCUCGCUAGUGGGAGUGACCUCGGUGCCCACCUCGCCUGUAGGACUGCUCCUGCCUGAGAGGACAACCACUGACUCUGAGAUGAGGCUGAAGAAGAGGAGGUCUCGCCAGGCUUCCAUGUCCUACCUAGAUGAGCCAGACAGAGCCAGAGCCAGAGCUAUGAGUGUGGCCAGUAUUCUCACCAACACCAUGGAGGAGCUUGAAGAGUCCAGGCAGAAGUGUCCACCAUGCUGGUAUAAGUUUGCCAACACCUAUCUGAUCUGGGACUGCUGUCCUAUGUGGUUGAGUUUCAAGGGGAUCGUCAACACAGUGGUGAUGGACCCCUUCGUGGACCUGGCCAUCACRGUCUGUAUCGUCCUCAACACCCUCUUCAUGGCCAUGGAACAUUAUCCCAUGACCAAGGAGUUCAAUCAUGUCCUCUCUGUCGGGAACUUGGUGUUUACAGGCAUCUUCACGGCUGAGAUGGGUUUCAAGCUAAUCGCUCUGGACCCCUACUACUACUUUCAACAGGGAUGGAACAUAUUUGACGGCAUCAUCGUCAGUCUGAGUCUGAUGGAACUCGGCCUGGCCAAUGUAGAGGGCCUGUCUGUGCUCCGGUCUUUCCGAUUGUUGAGGGUGUUCAAGCUGGCCAAGUCUUGGCCCACCCUGAACAUGCUGAUCAAGAUCAUCGGUAACUCGGUGGGAGCGCUGGGUAAUUUGACACUGGUCCUAGCCAUCAUCGUGUUCAUCUUCGCCGUGGUGGGCAUGCAGCUGUUCGGCAAGAGCUACAAYGAGUGUGUGUGUAAGAUCGCAGACAACUGCCAGCUGCCGCGCUGGCACAUGCAUGACUUCUUCCACUCGUUCCUCAUCGUGUUCCGGGUGCUGUGUGGGGAGUGGAUCGAGACCAUGUGGGACUGCAUGGAGGUGGCUGGUCAGAGCAUGUGCCUCAUCGUCUUCCUGAUGGUCAUGGUUAUAGGGAACCUGGUGGUCCUGAAUCUGUUCCUGGCCUUGCUGCUCAGCUCCUUCAGCGCCGACAACCUGGCGGCCACGGACGACGACAGCGAGAUGAACAACCUGCAGAUCGCUGUGGGCCGCAUCCAGAGGGGCGUGGCCUGGGUCAAGGUGGCCAUCCGCCAGGUUAUCCAGAGCCUGGUCCUCGGGGGCGGAGCCACCAAAGGGGUCAAGGGGGGGUCACUGGAGGGGGGUAAGACCCUGGACGAGCUCCACAGCUCCAUCAACGGCAAGGGGGGCAACUGCAACUCAAAACACAUGUUGGUCGAGAUCACUAAAGAUCCGAGUGGGGUCUAUCUGAAGGAGGGGAACGGGCGGCCCGGAGGGGGGUUGGGGGUGGGGCUAGGAGACAGUACGGAGAAUUACCCACAGGAGGAGUGCAACUACAUGUCGUUCAUCCACAACCCCAGCCUGACGGUGAGCGUGCCCAUCGCGGUGUGCGAGUCGGACUUUGAGACCACUAUCACGGAGGACUUCAGCAGCGACUCGACCUCCGAGGAAAUGUCGAUGGGCAGCAAAGAGUUGGUGCAGGGAAUGGUCCCCCCUCCGGUCCCCUUCAUAGCAGCCCCUCCCAACUCCAUCGGUGUUGGAUCCAAGGUGCUGGGUAAUGGAACGGGCGGACCCCGAUCUAGACGUCCGCGGGAGGCCAACAAGUUAUCCAGCCGGAUAGACAAGUCCACCAGCUGGUCCAGGUUGAGAGUGGUGUCCCUAAAGACCAGCUCCCUACGAACGUCCUCUCGCUGUGUGCUCAGGUUCCAGUGUUGCCAGGUGAACGUUGAGGAGGGCAAGUGGAAGAUGUGGUGGACCUUGAGGAAGACGUGUUUCAUCAUCGUGGAACACAACUGGUUCGAGACCUUAAUCAUUUUCAUGAUCCUGCUCAGCAGUGGCYCUCUGGCGUUUGAAGACAUUUACAUAGAACAGCGGAAGACCAUUAAAAUUGUGCUGGAGUACGCAGACAAAGUCUUCACCUAUAUCUUCAUCCUGGAGAUGCUGCUGAAGUGGGUGGCCUAUGGAUUCAAGAAGUACUUCACCAACGCCUGGUGUUGGCUGGACUUCCUCAUUGUUGAUGUGUCUCUGGUGAGCUUGGUAGCCAAUGCGUUAGGCUACUCUGAGCUGAGUGCCAUUAAAUCCCUACGAACACUGCGGGCCUUAAGACCCCUGAGGGCCUUGUCACGGUUCGAGGGCAUGAGGGUGGUGGUGAACGCCCUCCUGGGUGCCAUUCCGUCCAUCAUGAACGUGCUGCUGGUGUGCCUCAUCUUCUGGCUCAUCUUCAGCAUCAUGGGUGUCAACCUGUUCGCAGGGAAGUACUACUACUGCGUCAACACCACCAACGACGAGACCUUUCCCAUCGAGGUGGUCAACAACAAGAGCGACUGUCUGGCCCUGGCCAAUGACAGCGCCCGAUGGAAGAAUGUCAAGAUCAACUUUGAUAAUGURGGGGCCGGGUACUUGGCCUUGUUGCAAGUGGCAACGUUUAAAGGUUGGAUGGACAUCAUGUACGCAGCUGUGGACUCUCGUAAUGUGGAACUUCAGCCCCAAUAUGAACAGAACCUCUACAUGUAUCUGUACUUUGUCAUCUUCAUCAUCUUUGGCUCCUUCUUCACUCUCAACCUCUUCAUUGGUGUCAUCAUUGACAACUUCAACCAACAGAAGAAAAAGUUUGGAGGUCAGGACAUCUUCAUGACAGAGGAACAGAAGAAAUACUACAAUGCCAUGAAGAAGCUUGGCUCCAAGAAACCCCAGAAGCCUAUUCCCAGGCCAACGAAUGCAUUSCAAGGCUGUGUGUUUGACUUCGUAACGAAGCAGGCUUUUGACAUUGUCAUCAUGAUCCUCAUCUGCCUCAACAUGGUCACUAUGAUGGUGGAAGAGGACGACCAGACACCAGAGAGGGAAAAUAUCCUCCACUGGAUUAACUUUGUCUUUAUAGUGCUCUURACUGGGGAGUGUACGCUCAAAAUGAUAUCCCUCCGCCAUUACUACUUCACCAUUGGCUGGAACGUGUUUGACUUUGUCGUUGUCAUCCUUUCAAUCGUAGGUAUGUUUUUAUCAGAAUUGAUUGAGAAGUACUUUGUUUCCCCAACGUUAUUCCGAGUCAUCCGACUUGCCAGAAUCGGCCGCAUCCUKCGUCUCAUCAAGGGCGCRAAGGGCAUCCGGACGCUUUUGUUCGCCUUGAUGAUGUCACUUCCUGCCCUGUUUAACAUUGGCCUCCUGCUCUUCCUGGUCAUGUUCAUCUACGCCAUCUUCGGCAUGUCCAACUUCGCCUACGUCAAGCACGAGGCGGGAAUCGARGACAUGUUCAACUUCGAGACGUUCGGCAACAGCAUGCUCUGCCUGUUCCAGAUCACCACGUCGGCGGGCUGGGACGGCCUCCUGGCGCCCAUUCUCAACAAGAAGGAGCCCGACUGUGACAGCCAGAUGGAGCACCCYGGCACCUUGUACCGGGGAAACUGCGGCAACCCGCCAGUGGCCAUGUUCUUCUUCGUCAGCUACAUCAUCAUCUGUUUCCUCAUCGUGGUCAACAUGUACAURGCRGUCAUCCUSGAGAACUUCAGCGUGGCCACCGAGGAGUCGGCCGAGCCGCUGAGCGAGGACGACUUUGAGAUGUUCUARGAGGUGUGGGAGCGCUUCGACCCGGACGCCACMCAGUUCGUGGAGUACSACAAGCUGUCGGACUUUGCAGACGCGUUGGACCCGCCGCUGCGAAUGGCCAAGCCCAACCACAUCCAGCUGAUCAAAAUGGAUCUGCCCAUGGUCAGCGGGGAGCGCAUCCACUGCCUUGACAUCCUGUUUGCCUUCACCAAGCGUGUCCUGGGAGAGGGRGAAGGCUUGGACCUCCUCCGGGGCCAGAUGGAGGAGCGCUUCAUGGCCUCCAACCCCUCCAAAGUCUCCUARGAACCCAUCACCAGUACCCUGCGGCGCAAGCAGGAAGACAUGUCUGCCUUGGUGAUCCAGAGGUCAUUCAGGCGCUACCUGGCCCGACUCGCUCUGAAGAAAGCAGCAGAGCUCUACAAGAAGCAGCCUAAAGGCAGUGUGAUGUAUGAGCUGGAGGACAAGGAGGUGCUGGUGAUAGGACAGUCCGCGGACAACUCCACCCUCACUGAGAAAACGGACAUGACGCCCUCCACCGCCUCGCUGCCUUCGUACAACAGUGCCACAAAUUUGGAAAAGGACCAAUAUGAGAAGGAAAAGAGGGAGAAAGAGAACAGAGACAAAGAUCUGAGAGAGCAAAAUAAAUAAGCGAACAAAAGGACAAAUGAUGAGUACUAAGACGUUCGCUUUGAAGAAAAACGUGUUUACAGAUUUGGAGGACCGAUGUAUGCUAAUGUCUUGGUGGAGGGGGUGUGGUGGUGUUGGGUGCUAGGCCAAACUGAUGUGUAGCUAGCUAAGGCUGAGGCCUGAGAGCAGGAUUGGAGCCAUUUAAGGGGACUGUUCCAGGGGGUUACAUAGUUACAAGGCAGGGGAAGAUAGCCGCUUGUUAUGUAUCACUGCCAGGAGUAAGUGAAAGACGGCAACUCAAAAAGCCAUUGCGAAACCGCUUGUGAUUUUCUGUAGAGUGUUACUAUCUGACACACAUGAGUAUACUGUGAAGUUUUCUGUAGCUAGUGCUGCUGCUACCAUUAUACAUCCAGUGUCUUGAAUAACGAUCGCCGUGUUACUUAAGGUUCUUGCAUUUUUGUAUAAUUUCAUUUUUUUAAUGGUAAGGAAUGUUUUAUCGUGUAAUUGUGAGAAUGUGUCCYCUGCUUUUCACGGUUGUAAAAACACCAUGUACAGCAAAACUCAGCGACUAAACAAAUCCAUGUUCCAACACUAAUGCCACAUACGUUUUGUUACUCCCAGAACUCUUUGUGCUCAGGCCAAGGUUUUGUGUAUCCCUCUGGGAAUAAGCAUAGGUACUGUAUAUGUAACUAACCGGGUCUCCUGCACACCACAAGACUGUGCUAGCCCGCUGAGGUAAGGUCUGAGACUUAGCUCGGGGAGCUAACCCAGGUCUUCAGGUCUCAGGCAAGGUUACUCAUCACGUGAACGUUACAUUAUGCACAAGCUUAAUUCCACAACCUAUCAUCGGUGACACUUGGUAAAGAUAUAUCUUGUACAUCUAUAUGAAUUGCUGUUGUUCUCCCCUCGCUGUUUCUAUGAACAUGCCCACGGACACAGAGAUCCUGAAUGUAUGUCAACAGAUUCAUUGAGAGGGAUUCAAUGAGAUCUUCAUUUUCGUAGACAUUCAUUGUCAUAAAGCAAUGUGUCCGACAGAUGUAUUUCAAUAUCUCUCUCUCUCUCUCUCUCCACUCCUUGUUUCUGUCGAAGCACUCUUGUAAAGAAAGAUGACUAACAAAAAUAUAAUAAAGGGAACACAUUGAUGGUC